CACAGAAAUUGAACCACUGAUGAAACAUUUAUAUUUAGCUAUGAAUGAAGUACAUGCUGACAUGAUAAGUUGUGGGUACCCUAGUAGUGAAAAAGGAUUUAAACUGUAUCUAACCAUCAUACGUCUUGUAGGUUGUUAAAAACGGGCUUUGAAAGGAAGUAUCAACUAUCGGGCUAUACCCCAGUGCUUCAGCGCAAACAUGGCUGAUUUAGCUCAACUCUUCUGUGACAAUGACAGUUUUGUGAAGGAGUACCAUAAUUCGACCUUUACAAUCGAACUAUUGCCUGCGUUGGAUAACGACCAUCUCGAGCUAAAUGGGUCAAUGCUGUCGUUGAUCGACAUGGUCCAUAGAACACCCAGUGACGAUAUUUCAUCCAACACAACAGAAAGCAGCAGUCCUCCCACGGACUUCAUGCUAUCGCCGUGGAAUUCCAGUUCUGAUGCCGAAAGAAGUUGUGAUAUCAUUGACUUAAAAGACGUGUGUAGAACGGAACAUAUGUACCAAAAGCAAACCGAAGAACACUCACCAGCCGAUGAUAACAUACACGAUGAUAAUGUACGGCCAAAUCGAGAAACCGCUAAACUUAAGUUUCCACCUUGUUAUGUGUGCGGUGCUAAGGCAUGUGGUUGUCAUUACGGCGUCAUUUCAUGUGCGGCAUGCAAAGGGUUUUUCAGAAGGUACUUGUUAAGGAAGAACAGCUACACUUGUAAAAAGGGGGGUAAUUGUGUGAUAAGUUUUAAGUCAAAGGUGCACUGUAAAAGUUGCCGAAUAAAAAAAUGCAAAGAGGUGGGGAUGUCAAAGGAAAAGUCGAGUAUAGGUAGAUACAAACUAUCCAAGCGGACAGAAACCAUAAUUGAGGCAAAGACUUUGACAGAUGCAGACAAACAAGUGGCGGAAGAUGGUGAUAAAGAAGAGCAAGAUAAAACCCAAGAAAUUGACAUGGAUUUAGACGCAGUGCUAGAUAUUGUCUGCUCAAAAUUGUCUCAUUGUAGCAUAGGGUCUGAAAAGCCGAAAGAGUUUACUAAUGACGUAGUUACGAAAAUGGCAGAACUAUUAGGUAACAUGCGAUUCUAUAGUGCGGGCAAUAUAAAGGAUGAAGAUAUGCCAAAAGCUCUUGAAUAUGCGGCAGAAAAUCAUAAACGGAGAAAAGAACUGUUCGGAAGUUUGAAGGCAAUUAGUUGGACUGAGUUUACUGAAAUAUACCGGCAGCACGGACUUGAUAUAGAUGGACGGGUAGCUGACAUGGAGUUACAGACUCAGGUACUGGACGGUUGGCUUGAUAACGCGUGCGGCUUUUUAAAAGAAAUACCAUUGUUUUUGUCUCUGCCAGUGCGUGACCAGGUCAAUCUUAUUAAAGCAAGUAUUGAUGAAAUAGAUAUCUUGUUAAGCUUUCGAGAAUUUAGUGCUGAACACAAAAUCUUCAUAAAAUCGGGAGGGGUCUAUCAUGAAGAAGACGUAGUAGACAAAUACAUUUCAAAGCGGAACUUUGAUCAACUGUUACAUUGCCUUGUCAAGCUACAGAAACUCAAUCCAAACCCAACAGAACUUGCGUUGAUGUGUGCGUUAGCUGUGUUCUCAACCGGUCGAUGCAAACUUUUGAACCCAAAAUUAGUCGAGAAGUGCCAAGUCAUGACGGCCGAUCGUCUGCAGCUGGAAGUGAAAAGACAACACCCGGACUCGUCUGGAAAGUUUUCUAAAAUCAUGGACUGCCUUGUCGACACAAGGGGUAUUUCUGACAUGUUUAAUGACGACUAUCAAGAAUAUUUCACCAACGAGAUUGUGCGAGAGAAGAUGCCAGUUUGGGGGGAACUUAAACCAGAGACAGACUAGGUGUGAGGUUUUGUGCAAGUUGAUGCCCAAAGAGUAUUUCAUAUACCCUUCAAGUCUGGCCUCUAUUUUUGAACAGUGCAUACGAAUGAUUGGGAAUACUGUACCAAGAACUGAAAAGGCGAAAUAUAAUAAAGCCGGUUACAAUUAUGGUUUUCAAGUCUGGAUUCAACAAACUUCUUCUGAGUACGUGCGCCUUAGUAAUUAAGGAAUUUGGCUAAGCUUUAUGGAACAAAUAGCUUAGACGGGGGAGUUAUUUGAAAGAGCAAAUUCAAAAUUUAGUUCUACUACCGACACUCACUUAGUAUUCAUCCUAAUUUCUAGAUAUGACGACGGUGUGUAGUACCAUUGUACAUGUAUUUGCAUGAACUGACGGAGAACCCUCUAUGACAUUAUAUGGAAAAAACAUCCCGCCCGAUGUCGAUGGUGUAUGCAUUCUACAAUCAUGCGUGUAGUAUACCUUCACAAACUACUUAAGUUACUUCAUUUUUGCGAAACCUGAAGUCAAAAACAUCUUCAUGUGUUUACAAAUAUUGAGUUUGUUUUCUGCUUUUAAAACUUUGUCAUUAUGUUUUUUAUUUGUUUUUGAUGACACUAAAUAAAUGAGUCCAAAGUU
Messenger RNA from Mya arenaria, 2444 nucleotides. Its product is annotated as peroxisome proliferator-activated receptor gamma-like. Gene Ontology annotation, molecular function: zinc ion binding; sequence-specific DNA binding; DNA-binding transcription factor activity. NCBI's taxonomy places the organism in Eukaryota, Metazoa, Mollusca, Bivalvia, Myida, Myidae. The transcript has 2 exons. The record is from RefSeq and is a predicted model, not a curated record. Gene Ontology annotation, biological process: regulation of DNA-templated transcription. The coding region runs from base 200 to 1831 and encodes 543 amino acids.